Vicia faba (fava bean) is the source of this 1167-nucleotide messenger RNA. Lineage: Eukaryota; Viridiplantae; Streptophyta; Magnoliopsida; Fabales; Fabaceae. The record is from the annotation of a GenBank genome assembly.
AUGGCCGCCGCAACUCUCAUUGGCCCACCUGAGAUUUACACUCUGAAAUCAAACCCCAACCCCACCACCACAACCUCUACUCAAACCGUCACCACUAACGACGGUUUCAUCGAUCAAAUGGUUGCCAACUUCAAAUCCAUAGGAUCUAACCGCCAGCCACCGAUGGGGUUAACCGAGAACAUGUCACCAACGUUUCUCUCAACAGGUAACCCUUGUCUAGACUUUUUCUUCCAUGUUGUCCCCGACACUCCCUCUGAAACACUCGUUGAGAGACUCCAACUUGCUUGGUCCCAUAACCCACUCACCACCCUCAAACUCGUCUGUAACCUCCAUGGUGUUCGUGGUACCGGCAAGUCCGAUCGCGAAGGCUUUUACGCUGCCGCUCUCUGGUUUCACCAACAUCACCCUAAAACUCUAGCUUCCAAUGUUCCUUCCCUUGCUGACUUUGGUUACUUCAAAGAUCUCCCUGAAAUCCUCUACCGUCUCCUAGAGGGUUCGCAAAUUCGUAAAACUCAGAAACAAGAGUGGACUCAAAGGAAAUUUGGAUCAAAAAACAAAUGUUCAUCGGCCCCUUUUGGUCAAAGGAAAACAAAGAAGAAACAAAGCAAAAACAAUGACGGCGACAACAAGGGCUGGAAAGGUACCGCGAAAGACUCUUUGAUGUCUGAAGAAAUGGUGGCCAGAGCUAAGGCUGAGAAACAAACCGCUCACGCUUUGAAGGAAGAGGAAGAGGAAGCGUUGGAGAGAAGGGGGCCAGUGACGACCACGACGAGAAAGAUGAAUCCGACGACGAAGAAGAUGACGCCGCUCAAGGUGGUACUGAAGUUUGGAUAUGCUAGGAGGGAUGGCCCUUAUGAUGCACUUGUCCAAGGAAUAGCAUUUGACUAUGAGAGUGAUGUCCAAGGUUAUCGUCAGAAAUUAAUACGAGCUUGGGGCAUGGUUAACAAGGUUGAUAGCAAGACAUUGGGGAAUAAGAACUCCAUUCCUUUGGAUCCUUAUCUCAAGUGGGUGCGAGCUCGUGCUCAAAACCUCAUGAUUCCUUAUGAAGCCAUCUUACCUAUCAUUGUGGAGCCUGCCGCUGAAGGAGAUGUUCUGUAUAUUGCCCCUUAUCCUAACAUCCCUACUUCUCUUGAAGAUUUUAAAAGAGCUUGGAUUCAGUUAAAUUAA